Molecule: messenger RNA, 3926 nt
Organism: Salvelinus fontinalis (brook trout)
Lineage: Eukaryota; Metazoa; Chordata; Actinopteri; Salmoniformes; Salmonidae
Product: mucin-5AC-like
Exons: 11
Coding region: 169-2451 (760 amino acids)
Source: RefSeq, a predicted model, not a curated record
AACGUCACUGUUGUGUCGACAACUACGUUUACAGCUGUACCCAUUACAAACGUCACUGGUGUGUCGACAACUACGUUUACAGCUGUACCCAUUACAAACGUCACUGGUGUGUCGACAACAAGUGAUGCACCAACAACUACUGUCUCUGCAGCACCCACUACAACCAUCAUGGGUGUGUUGACGACACCUGGUGAACCCACUACCACAAUCACUGGUGUGUCGACAGUAACGGUUACAGAUGAACCCAUUACAACCGUAACAGGUGCAUUGACAACAGCGAUUACAGCGGCUCCAAAUACAUUCAUCACUGGUGUGUCAACAACAACUGAUGAACCCAUUACAACCAUCACUGGUGGGUCAACAACAACUGGUGAACCCAAUUCAACUGUCACUGGUUUUUCGACAACAACUCGUGAACCCACGGCAAACGUCACCGGUGUAUUGACAACAACGGUUACAGCUGCACCCAUCACAUCAAUAAGUGGGUCAUUGACAAUACCUGGAGAACUCCCUUCAACCGUCACUGCUGCUCCUGCAACAAGUACUGUUCCUCCUACAACUUCUGUUACUACCACUGUGGCUGGUGCUACCACCGCAACAACUGGAGAACCUGUCACUGUUCCUGCUACCGUUCCUACAACUAGGCCCACAACUACAACCACUACAUAUGUGGCCCCCACAACUACAGUGUCAAGGACAACAUCACUACUGUCAACAACUACCAGCACAGCUCCAACUACCACAACAACCAACGCACCAACCACUACUACUACAAGACCUACUACUACUACUACUAGUACAACAACCACUACUACAACACCUACUACUACUAGUACACCAACCACUACAACUGCACAUCUUCAACCUGCUCCACUGGUGUUUUUCGUCAUACAACAAGUGUUUGUGGAAGCUUUAAAUGACCCUCAAAGUACACAAUUCCAAGAACUUGCAGUAACUAUUACUGCAGUGUUUGAUGUGAUCUACAAAGCAAAAUAUGGGAUCCUUUUCAUCCGGACGAUUGUUCUUGGAUUCACACCUAUUUUCCGUUCCCGUAUGGAUGCAGAAACACAGGCAGAGGUCCAACUAGUGUUCAAUGAUACCUCCACUCAAUCUGUCCCUGAGGUUACUGACAUUAGCAAUACACUGAAAGAGGCUGUGACCAAUCCAAACAUUACCUUUGGCAACCUCUCUGUGGAUGUUACCACCAUCACUGUUAAAGCUGCUCCUGCAACAAGUACUGUUCCUCCUACAACUUCUGUUACUACCACUGUGGCUGGUGCUACCACCGCAACAACUGGAGAACCUGUCACCGUUCCUGCUACCGUUCCUACAACUAGGCCCACAACUACAACCACUACAUAUGUGGCCCCCACAACUACAGUGUCAAGGACAACAUCACUACUGUCAACAACUACCAGCACAGCUCCAACUACCACAACAACCAAUGCACCAGCCACUACUACAAGACCUACUACUACUAGUACAACAACCACUACUACAACACCUACUACUACUACUAGUACAACAACCACUACUACAACACCUACUACUACUAGUACAACAACCACUACAACUGCACAUCUUCAACCUGCUCCACUGGUGGUUUUCAUCAUACAACAAGUGUUUGUAGAAGCUUUAAAUGACCCUCAAAGUACACAAUUCCAAGAACUUGCAGUAACUAUUACUGCAGUGUUUGAUGUGAUCUACAAAGCAAAAUAUGGGAUCCUCUUCAUCCGGACGAUUGUUCUUGGAUUCACACCUAUUUUCCGUUCCCGUAUGGAUGCAGAAACACAGGCAGAGGUCCAACUAGUGUUCAAUGAGACCUCCACUGAAUCUGUCCCUGAGGUUACUGACAUUAGCAAUACACUGAAAGAGGCUGUGACGAAUCCAAACAUUACCUUUGGCAACCUCUCUGUGGAUGUUACCACCAUCACUGUUAAAGUGCCCACCACAAAUGCCAACACAACUACAAUGGCUACUCCUGUCAUCACUACUUCCAUCAUCACAACUACAACCACUGAAACUGCCGCUGUGGCACUCACUAAGUUGACUGUGGUGUUCCGGUCGAGAGGAGAGACGUUUACCUCUGACCUAUCAAACCCAUCUUCUCAGGCCUUUCAAAGCCGAGCAUUACUGAUUAAAACUCAGCUUGAACCUUUCUAUCGAACAGCUUUCACCUCUUUCAACAGUUUGACUGUGACAGAAUUCAGCUCUGGAUCCAUCAUCAAUACUAUGAAUUUAGCAUUCAGCUCCUCCUCUGUCCCUAAUUCCAUGGAUAUUGGCACUGUUUUAAAAAAUGCUGCCCAAAAAAUCACAGCUUUCAACAUUGACCCCACCUCAGUGACAGUCAACGGCACAGCUGUGACCUCAAGUGGAGGAAGCAGCAAGACCAGUCUCUUCACUGCAUUGUUUCUGGUGGUUCUGUCGCUUCUACUGUCAAGCCAGCAUUAGUCUCAGUGGUAACGCCUACUAAAAACACUCACUGGCAAGCAGCAGAACGAAAUAGUGUUGGUAGUCACAUUUUCACUUUGAGAACUUCCCACACAUUCCAACCCCUGACCCAAUUCCACACAUGAUUUGAAUAGUGUCCAAAAAUGAAAUGAAGUCUUGUUAGCAGACAUAAGAUACAGUAUAUGUGGCAGUUGAACACAACGAUGUGAUAUAAUUACUGCCUAUUCAGUCAAAAUGUGUAAGUGCUUGGGUUUCCAUCAUAAGUCAAUGUUAUUUCCAUGCAAUGACAAAUAAUGUUUGAUUUAAUAUGCACUUAAGGUUAUUUUUGAUUUGCUCUGUUGCUGAUAUGAACUAAAACCUUGAUUCACUCUGUCACUGAUAUUAACUAAAACAUUGAUUCAUUAUGUUUGCUGAUAUGAACUAAAACAUUGAUUCAUUCUGUUUGCUGAUAUGAACUAAAACAUUGAUUCAUUAUGUUUGCUGAUAUGAACUAAAACAUUGAUUCAUUCUGUUUGCUAAAAUGAACUAAAACAUUUAAUCACUCUGUUGCUGAUAUGAACUAAUGAGAGAAAUAUUUUAUUUUAUAUUUUGACUUAACCUGUGAAAUCUGAAUAACUGAUUUAAAUAAGGCCCUUUGGAGCAAAAUGUUCAACAAUUUAAACUAUUAUCAAUGUAGUCUUCAUCAUGUAUAUCUGUUAGUUAUCUGUUAUACCAUAAAAAUGUAAUUCUGUUUUCAAUGGUCCUGAUCAGAGGUGUGAACUCGAGUCACAUGACUUGGACUCGAGUCAGACUCGAGUCACAAAUAUGAUGACUUGCAACUCGACAUUGACUUUAAGAGCAAUGACACGACACUAUAGGCAACUCUUCUCUGAGAUAAAGACACCUGGUUGGUUUUGUUAGUGAUGAGCCCUGAUGAAAUACUUGCAUAUUCACAGCACUGUUCAAAUUCAAAUAGAACCCUAUAUAAGAGUACUUGUAAUGUUAUUUAUGCAAUAUAAUACUCUAUAAUAUAAUAAAAUUGAAUAUCCUAUCAGUAUAAUUUUACAUUGACUGCUCUCAAUGAAUACAAAUACUAAUCUCUGCCAAUUAAUAGGUUUUUGUAUUGGACGCAAGAUACACUUGCAUCCCAUAUCAGGCAAGUUUACCAAUGUUCCAGUGGUCUUAAAGUUCUUAUAUUUUGCCCUAAUAGUGGUAAGUGGUGUAUGUAUUUUUUUUUGCUAUUUUAUUGUACCCAUUGUCUGAUUUAUGAAGGUCAACAACCAUUUGUCUCUUUUCAUUUCUUCAUUUCUUUGCCUUCUCCCUAUGGUGAUGGGUGAGAAAGGGAUUUUACAUUUUUAUACCCCAGUGAAACAGAAGGCCAUGUAAUGUCACAAUACAGUUCCUUAAACUCAGAUAAAAAAAUAUGCUAAUGCGGAUUGAAUUUUGUUUGAUUUUAAUUAUAAGAAUCUUAGAGGUUGCAAUAAUUUUGACAGCUC